AUAUUUAUGUAGUAUAUUGUCACACUCAAGUGUUUAUCUAACUUUGAAAGUCAUACUUGUAGUUAUUAUUACCUAGAAAAGGUUUUUCUUAUUUUUGACAGUUGUUUACUGUUUCGGUCGUCUUGUCUGUCGCCAUUUUUAGCGCCAAAUCGACUGUGACGUUUUAAAGUGAAAGUAACUUUCACUUUCGAUUUCACUUUUCUGAAAACGUGUUUGUUUACAUUAGACUAGUUAGUAGCUUAUGAAAUAUAUUUUCAAGCUUUAGUUAGUAGUUUUAAGUAAGGUUAUUAUUGUUUACAUAAACAUUUACUUAAUUCAUUAGGUGAAGUAAUAUUUUGAAAUAUUUUCUUGAACUCUUUUUGCUGCUGUUGUGUACUAGUGUAUACAGUAUAUCAGCUGAUCAGUUGUGGGCAGCAUUAUUUGAUAAGUUCACGAAAUCAUAAGGUCUUUUCAUAUCUAUUGACAAUUAUAUUGUAUUAAAUUAGUUGAACAUAUCAUAAGUUCAAGUAGUUUGGGCUGUUAUAUUUGUAAAUUUUUCAGAUUUUUUAAAAUUACACUUUAGGGGGGAAAAAAGAAGAGAAUUUUUGUUUUUUUCUAAAUUUUUCAAAUUGUUUUUUCACUCAAUUAGGUUAUUUUUGUUCAGUCUCUGUUUUAAAACAAGUUUUUGAAUUAUAGAUAUUUCUUGUAUUUAAUUGUCAAAAUUAGUUCAGGCUUUGAAAUUACUAAAGUUAGAACUGAUUACUUGUGAUCACCAGCAUGCAGUCAACUAUGCAGUCAAUAAUGGACAAAUCAUUGACCUACCAUCAAUAUGAUCAACAAUAUGUAUUAUAAUCCAAUCAACAUUGGAUAUAUUAGUGAGGGGGUGAGUGCACAGAGUGCAUUUCAGCAACCAUUAGUAGGUCCAGUGUCUACAGGCCAACUUUCCCUGCAGACAGGUACAGUGCUACAUGGUCAUAAUGCCCCUCCAGGAUUCAACCAACAUUACAGUGGAAUCCCUGCACCAUAUGGAACACCAUAUUCAGCUCAAUACCCUCCACAAAGUGCUAUUCUAAAUCCAUGGGGGGUAAUGUCAGGUGUUUCAAUGGGACCAGAAAAUAACACAAAUAUGUUAGUUGGAAGUUCUUCCAUGACACAGGGAGGUUAUUUACCGUCAAAUGUCAAUGGAAUGAUGCCAACUGGAUAUACCGUUUCAAGGGCCACUGGAACAAGUUACACUGGUACAUUUUCCCAGGCACAGGGUGGUUCGACUGGCUCCAUACCGCCAAGUGUUCAGGGGUUAAUGAUGCCAUACCAAACAACAUCAAGUCUAAGUGGAUUUCCUUCCCAUGCAGCAAGCAGUUUCCAGUCAUCGGUUUCUCAGGCAUCAGUACUACCGACCACCAGUGUACCCAUACCACAAAGCGGCAAUAUACCAUUCAAUGGUCAGGGUACUAUUGUCAACAUAGUACCAUCUACCACCAUUAUACCUAUACAACAGGGUAGUUAUGUACCAUUUAAUGGUCUGGAAACCAAUGUCAAUAUUGUACCAUCUACCAACAGCGUACCAAUACCACAGUAUAUACCGAUGAGUAGUCAUAGUACAAAUCUCAACAUGGUUCCAACUGCAUAUACCAACAGUACUCCUAUACCACAGGGCGGUUACUUACCGAUUAGUGGUCAGGGUACAAACGUCAAUAUUGUACCACCUACAAACAAUGCAUCCAUACCACAGGGUGGUUACGUACCAAUUAGUGGUCAAGAUACAAAUGUCAAUAUUGUACCAUUUACCAACGGCGUACCAAUAACACAGGGCAUCUAUAUACCGAUGAGUAGUCAUAGUACGAAUCUCAACAUGGUACCAGGUGCAUAUACCAACAGUACUCCUAUACCACAGGGCGGUUACUUACCGAUUAGUGGUCAGGGUACAAACGUCAAUAAUGCACCUACAAACAAUGCAUCCAUACCACAGGGUGGUUACGUACCAAUAAGUGUUCAUGGUACAAAUGCCAACAUGGUACCACUUACAAACAUUGCACCUGUGCCACAUGGCGGUUCCAUACCAUUCAGUGGUCAAGGUACAAACUCAAACCUGGUAACAGUCACUACACCACAAGCGGGUUACAUUCCAUGUACUGGUCAAGGUGUUGGGCUCAAGGUUAUGUCACAAACAUUGUACCAACCAGUUCAAUCAACACAGAACUCAAAUACUUCCAACCAGUAUGUGCCAUGUACACCAAAUCAUGCUAUGCAAUACAGCACUAAAAAACAGGCACUGACACACAAUCAUAUUCAACCACCACCAGGUUUCCAACAACUGCAGCCACAACAAGGUUCACAAACACCCAGCCAGUUUCUUCAAUGCACACAACAGCAGACUGUACAAUACAAUCAACAGGCUAACAUGCAACCAUUGAGAACACAAUUUCAACCUACACAGCAGGUUAACUCUCAACAAAUAACAACACAAGAUCAGCUCACACAACAGAUACAUGCUCCAACAUUGCUAACUCAGAAUCAGCAGACACAAGAGAUUUACACUCAAACACUGCAGACCCAAAUCAACAUGCAACAGCCACAACAACAUAAUUCUCAGACACAACUUGAUCAGAUUAUCUCUCCACCACAGCAUUACACAAUGCAGCAAAGCAGGCCAAGUGUAUACCAUGUUGGUCAAGUACAUCAACAAACUCAAAUGCAAGAUGUACCAUGCCAAAAUACAGGUGUGGCACCAGCUCUGAUGCAGGAUCUGAUCCCAGGCCUAACAGAUCAAGUCAGUCCGACUCUGUUACAUGGCAGUAACAUGCCUCCCCCUGGAGCAGGUUUGACAGUUACAGGUAGCAUUCAGUACCAAGUCAAUCCGGCAAAGUUGCAAGGUGGUUAUGAACCACUAAUGGCUUCAGCCAGUACUGAAUCUAUUCCUGGAAAUGUGGAGAAGAGUUCCAAGAUGCAGAUGUUUUGCUACAAUUCUGAGUCGGUCCAGACAGUGGGCGCUUUAAAACCGCUAACUGUUGAGGUAUCUGACCAGGGUUCUUCUUCAGUGUCUGGCAAUAUCAUUUUAACAGCUAAAGCAAGUGUUUGUUCUGACCAUGCACGGAACACACAACCCCAUGGAUCUAAGCAAACACUCAUGUUAUUGCAGCAGUGCCAACAACCACAUUUGCAAGGUGUACUUGCGCCACUCCUAGCACUUCAGUUGCCUCCUGAACAAUACAUGGCACAACCUCAACAUCAGCCAAUCAUGUCGCUCUCACCACACCAACAGUUUGUAGAAUGUCCACAAGAGCAGCAGAUGACACUGACCACUAUCGAGCAGCAACCUGCAACAAUGCUUCCAAAGCAACACUUGUCAAACCUGCAAUCAUCCCCAGAUCACGCUAAUACAAAAAGUGGUAACAUACACAGUGAUUGUGGUGAAGAUGAUAGGCAAGAUGUUUGCAAUGAACAUGAAAUGUCAGAUCUUGCUGAGGCACUGACUGAUGGAAGAGAGCAGCCAGAGGUGUUUGAUACACCUGAAGAAGACGCUUUGCUGCGGACAGUCAAGAGACACUAUGUUAAGGUCUAUCAACGACUGUCCACCCUGAAGAAUCAUGUCGACUCUUUGGUCAUAGACAUGCAGACCAUCACAAAGGGAAUGGAAGCAAUUGAUCUGGAGCAGAAUCAUCUGAAAUAUGACUGCUAGUGAGAAAUAACUGUAAAUUUGUUAAUAACUUAUCAUGAUUCAUUAAGCAGAAUGUUACAUGUAUCAAGACAUUUGCAGCUGCUGAUAAAUUUAUGUUAUUGA
Molecule: messenger RNA, 3760 nt
Organism: Magallana angulata
Lineage: Eukaryota; Metazoa; Mollusca; Bivalvia; Ostreida; Ostreidae
Exons: 1
Coding region: 809-3658 (949 amino acids)
Source: RefSeq, a predicted model, not a curated record